CACGUCAUUCUCGGAAUACGAGGAUAUGAGAUACCAAGUCAAUAAAUUGUUUUUCUCUUUCCUUCUUAUGCAGCAGCACGGCCCGUCUCUUGUAUGUUAACAAUUUUGAUUUCUUUUCUCGCUUUCUCUAUUAUUCUUCUUUUUUUCUUCCGUUAUAUUACCCUUUCUCUCUCUCUUUCUCUCUGCCUCUCCCUUCCUCUCCCUCUCCCUCUCCCUCCUACUCGCUCUAUCUUCCUCUUCCUCUCUCUUACUCUCUCUCUCUCCCUCUUUCUCUCUCUCUCUCUCUCUCUCUCUCUCACCAUUUCUGUUUGUCUCUCAUAGCCCUCUACAUUCCACCAACGUUUUAAAACGUUUCAUCCUAUCUUUUGAAGAAUUUUUCUUAUAGAACUUAGUUGUUUAAAAUCUCAAACUUAUUCGAUUUCAUAUUAUAAUACUUGAGACUUUUCAAUGCGCAUAAACGUAAAGAUUAAUUUUCUUAUUGUUCUUUCGAUCAACGUACUGCGUAUGUAAAUGAAAUAGAGGUUAGAAUAAUACGUUUAAGGAAAAGCAGAUGUAUUUUUAAAGGGAACUACUUUUAUCCUGCUAUUUGUUCGCUAUUGUUUAGAGUUCGUAAUUAUAUAUAUCUACAUAUAUUUGAGAUCACAGAUAUAUAAUAUUGUAAAAGUACUACGUAGUUCAACUUUACAGCGAAAUAACAAAUGAAAAUCUACAAAAUGAUUUCUUUUUGGUAAAAUUAAAAAUAAAUGUUAACUAACAUUGAAUUAUGAUAUUCAUCGAUCGAUUAAAAUUAUUUUAAAAUGUAUUUUCAAAGAUGUAACAUACUCUUUCGUAAAAAAUAAUACUCUUUCGUAAUCGAAUAUGAAGACGUUAGUUUAUUGAGCAUUAUUAAAGAUGAGUAAAAAGAAUUGUAUAAACUAUGAAGAUCGACUAAAGUUUCUUAUUGCUAUUAUGACUGAAAAUUAUGAUGAUGCUAUUGAAGUUGGAUCUUCAGUUUUAAAACAGAACCCAAAUGAUCUAAGCAUUCUGAAAAUAUUAUCUGCCGUUAAAGAUAAAAUCGCAAUAAACAGUCUGGCGGAAUCUGUCGCCAGUGAUUCAGAUGAAAACAUCCAUGAUGCAGAAAAUAUGCAAAUAAAUUGCGACACGAGCGAUCUUGAUUCCGUUAUGGAUGAUGAAGAGGAGGAUAACGAUUUCGUCUCUAUAGAUACGAACAAGUUUUGUCAGAGUACAACACCAGUACAAAAUUUGUCGGAUUGUAUCAAGAAAUGUCUUUUAUCUGGUACCGGUAAAGAGAAGAAACAAGAGAGCUUUGCCUUUAAAAAAAAAAUGUAUCGGGUAAUACCUAUGAAAAUGAACGGAAAAUUAUUCUAAAUAUCAAAGUACUAUUUUUGGCUCUUUCCUCAUGCUACUUAGGAAAUUUACCGUAACGUCGAUACUCACCUUUGUACCACGACGUUGUAUAAUAAUCUUCCUAGACACAUGUGCGUUAUCAUAAUUAACUAUCUUUAAUGAAAUAUAUUUUAUUAAUAAUAAAAAAAAAAGGAAAAAAAGGGAAAACAAUUAUCUGUUAAAGAGUUUUAACAAGGUAAAAAUAAAAAAUGGCGUCAUAGACAUCGUUCAAUGUACAUUACGGUUCAUUCUUUUUUUUUCAUUUUUUUUUUCUUUUUUUUUUAUAGAUAAUAAUAUUUACCAAUUUCACGAUCGAACCAGACGAAAUUAUAAGAAUGAAGUCUAUUUACUAUAUAUUUAUGUAUAUGUAUUUGUGUUAUGUAUGUACAUAUAUAUUUUUUAUUGAUGGAAAGAAUUCGUGCGCAAUUAUUGGAUAUCGUUCCAUUCAAUUGCGUGACUUCGCUGCUCGUUCUCCAUCAACUUGAAAGUUUUGUUUUGUUCUUCUCUUUUGUUAUUAUAUAGUAAAUAUAUAUAUAUAUAUAUAUAUAUAUAUAUAUAUAUAUAUAUAUACUAGCGAAGAAAGGGCAAUAUUUUAUGCAAAUUCUUAUAAUCUUAUCGGGUCAAUGGACUCGAGAAACGAUUCAAGAUAGAACGACUGACAUCUCGUUCUCAUUAUUGAUUACGUUUAUCGAUCGUUCUUAUCGUAUUAUAUUCUAUAUAUAUAUGCAUGCAUGUACAAUGAACGAUGUAUACAAAGCUUUAAGUGAUAAGUAUAUUAAAAUCGAAAGAAACAAAAAAAAAAAGAAAAAAAACAAAAUGGAAAAAGAAAAACUCUUCUCGUCGACUCGUCUUCGAUAUACAUAUUACACGUUAGAGCAUUUUUCGAUUAAUAGAUAUAUGCUAGAACGCUUACGUAUCUAUUAUAUUACAACGUGAUACAUAUUUAUAGUAACAAAAUAUAAAUUCACUUAUUUAUAUAAUGACGUUUAACAUACAAACACACUCUUGUUCGCACCAUUACUCGUAGGAGUUAAUCAAGAAUGUGUCUGUAAGUGUAUCCGCGCGUUUGUGGUGCUUAGUAUCUACUUGGUAUUAAAUUACAAAAAUUACAAUCUC
Messenger RNA from Vespa crabro (European hornet), 2502 nucleotides. RefSeq lists its product as uncharacterized. Lineage: Eukaryota; Metazoa; Arthropoda; Insecta; Hymenoptera; Vespidae. The coding region runs from base 892 to 1368 and encodes 158 amino acids. The record is from RefSeq and is a predicted model, not a curated record. The transcript has 4 exons.